Gilbertella persicaria is the source of this 360-nucleotide messenger RNA. RefSeq lists its product as uncharacterized. Lineage: Eukaryota; Fungi; Mucoromycota; Mucoromycetes; Mucorales; Choanephoraceae. The transcript has a single exon. The record is from RefSeq and is a predicted model, not a curated record. Bases 1 to 360 code for a protein of 119 amino acids.
AUGAACGAAAAAAGAACUUCACCACCACCACCUAAAUAUGAACAUAUCAUAAAAACAUCGCCUCCUCCUCCCAGCUACAUUCAGUCCACAGUGCGACUACAGUACAAGAACCAACCGUAUAUUACUGAUCUAGAUCAAGUCGCAUUUCGAUCCCAGUAUCUGGAAUUCCGUCCUACAGAUACCAUGUCCGAUAUAGCGCAAUGGCCUUUGCGUCAACGUCUUGUCUUCUAUCUCAAGACAUGGGCAACGACAGCCUAUGAUGGUCGAUUGAUCUUCUUUGCGUUUUUUGUCGUGGGAUCCUUAGUGACCAUGGGACUUGUGGUCUCUUUUAUUGCUCUUCCUAGUUUAAUAAAGCAUUGA